AUGACAGCGGAGGUGGUUACAAAAGUUCGUAGCUUCAAAGGGUUCCAAUAUGUCUACCGACACGCCAGGUUUGAAAUUGAAAAAAACUGGUUCAGUUCUGCAGAAAAAAUAUUUCAGUACUAGUCUCAAAUGCGAUAUGACCUUUGGCGUGUACGUUCCUGAUCAUUCCGAUAGCGAAAAGCUGCCAACUUUGUUUUACCUCUCUGGUUUGUUCAUUUUGGAGGCAUAACGUGUCGCAGUGAAAUAUAAGCGAAAGACAAUACAAACAUCCUUCAGACGAAGCUUUUGCAAUUUGCCAGGAAAACUGAGAUUUGAAGGCUUAACAUGCACACACGCCAACUUUAUGGAAAAGUCUGGGUUCCAAAGACUGGCCAGCGAUCAUCGAAUGAUCGUCGUUCAUCCAGAUACUUCUCCGCGCGGGGUCGAUAUUUCGGGAGAUUCCGAAAGCUGGGAUUUCGGGAAAGGUCAGUGGCUUAGGGGAAGGUCAGCGGCUUCAUUUUUUAAAAAGGAGCCGGCUUUUACGUGAACGCUACUGUGGAGAAAUGGGCCACUAACUACAACAUGUACGACUACGUGGUCGAAGAACUUCCGGCUUUGAUCCAAUCAAUUGCUCCCUCCGACAGCAAACGUCUAGGUACACAGUUCUUCCUAGAUUUAUUAGUUCUAAUUCCCCCUAGAUUCACUGAAAUACCUUUUGAGGCAGUGAAACAAACAUUAGCUGUGAGCGGAGAACAUUUUAUCACAGUUUUUAUUUCAAAUCGCGUCCUCCUCCCGAAAAGCUCAUUUUUCAGAUGUUUCCUUUUUUGACCAUUUUAGACUUUUCAGGAAUUUUCGGCCACUCUAUGGGUGGACAUGGAGCUCUCGUUAUUGGCCUUCGAAAUCCCGAAAAGUUCAGGUCGAUAUCCGCGUUUGCGCCCAUUUCUCAUCCGAUCAAUUGCGCCUGGGGCACGAAAGCAUUCACUGGAUAUUUGGGUACCUAUUUUUCAAAAAGUUUAACUCUUCUCCCAAUGCUGAAGAAAAGCUAGCAAUCUUCUAAUAAAAAUAUGCAUAUAUGCAUAUUUUGUCGUCAUAUAAUUUUCCGAAGCCAACGUAGUUUUUUUUCGGAUCUGAUUUGCACAGUACUGUUUAUAUUCUCUUAUCAACUUGAUUUAGACAAAAAAAUCAAAUCGAUAUUGAGAAAUCCCGAUAAAUAGCUAUGACACCGAAAAUCCUAAUGUAUAUCUCCACUUUAUAUUGUCUCUUUCCUCAGGAGAUGACCAAACAAAAUGGGAGCAGUACGACGCGAGUCUGCUUCUGAAGUCAUACUCUAAGAAAAAAGUCAAAAUCCUCGUUGACCAGGUGAGAAUUUUUUCAUCGUGUUGUGAUGUUUUUUUUUGAUUAGGGCUCGGCGGACGGCUUUUUGGAGCAGCUACAGCCGAACUCGCUGGUGUCAACGCCGACGGCAGAAGUGACGGUGCGGCUGCAGGACGGCUUCGACCACUCCUACUACUUCAUCGCCACGUUCAUAGCCGAUCACUUUGAGCAUCAUGCUGCGGUUCUCGCCAAGUGA
Molecule: messenger RNA, 1549 nt
Organism: Caenorhabditis auriculariae
Lineage: Eukaryota; Metazoa; Nematoda; Chromadorea; Rhabditida; Rhabditidae
Source: the annotation of a GenBank genome assembly